Messenger RNA from Lineus longissimus, 4119 nucleotides. RefSeq lists its product as uncharacterized. Gene Ontology annotation, molecular function: nucleic acid binding; zinc ion binding. Bases 1 to 4119 code for a protein of 1372 amino acids. Gene Ontology annotation, biological process: DNA integration. The transcript has a single exon. The record is from RefSeq and is a predicted model, not a curated record. NCBI's taxonomy places the organism in Eukaryota, Metazoa, Nemertea, Pilidiophora, Heteronemertea, Lineidae.
AUGGCUGCUGCGAGUGCCCUAAUCGGGUCAGUUGGACCUUAUAACGAAACCGAGGACUUUGAAACGUAUUUGGAACGGGUGAAUUUGUUCUUUGAUGCCAAUGCUGUGGCAAAUGAGAAAAAGGUUGCGGCGUUGCUGACUCUUAUUGGCCCUAAACCAUAUGCUGUUUUACGCUCUCUGGUGGCCCCAGAUAACCCUAAGGACAAAACAUUUGCCCAAAAUGUUAACUCGCUGAAGGCACACUACUGUCCAAAGCCGUUGGCGAUAGUGGAGAGGUUUCGCUUCAUGAAACGAUUACAAGCAGAAGGCGAGUCGAUUAAAUCGUAUCAGGCAGAGUUACAACGCCUUAGCACGCACUGUGCAUUCGGAGGGUCAUUGCAUGAAAGGCUGAGAGACCAGUUUGUGGUUGGUCUUAAAAAUGAGUCGAUACAGAGGAAGCUACUGACUGAACGAGACUUGUCAUUUGCGAGAGCUGUUGAAAUUGCUCUGGCAACAGAAACGGCAUCGAAAGAUGCUAAAGAGUUAUCUAAAGCUAGUAGUGCAUCUAGUAGUGGUACUGGUAAUUCUGUACAAUUUGUGAAGAAACAAAGUCAACGCAAACACGGUGGAAGUGCCGCUAGUGCUAAUAGUAAAACUGAUACCAAGUAUCAAGGUCGUUCCACUUACUGUUUCCGGUGUGGUGACAAGUCACAUAAAGCGGACCGAUGUGCACAUAAGAACACAGAAUGCAAUUUUUGUGGAAAGCGUGGACAUUUGCGAAAAGUUUGCCUGACUGAGAAAAAGGGUAAACCACCUCCGGCUAAGCCAAAGCCGACCGGUAAGGGGGUCCAUCUGGUGGACUCUGCAGAAACUCAUGCAGAUGAGGGAUAUGAACUGUUUGAUUUGUAUCAUAUGAAAACUACAGGGAGUGCGUCCGCAUUUGUUACGAAAAUGACCGUUAACGAUCGUCAGUUGUCGAUGGAAAUCGACACUGGAGCCGCUGUUACAUUGAUGAGUGAGAAAACAUUUGUCAAGGAGUUUGGGAACAUUGCAUGUUUAAAACCGUCAAGGUGUAGGUUGCGCACUUACAUGGGUGAACCGCUGCCAGCUAUAGGUAGGCUUGAUGUGAAAGUCUCAUAUCAAGGAACAUGUUAUGAUUUACCAUUACUAGUCGUUAGGGGUGAUGGUCCAACGUUACUAGGCCGUGAUUGGCUGUCUGUGAUUCGUCUAGACUGGAAACAAGUGUACCGUGCUGAUUCAGAACAGGAGGAUGGUGUGCAUAGGAUUACUUUGGAUUCUGUACUAAGUAAAUACCCUGACAUAGGAGACGGUCAGCUUGGCAAGGUCAAGGGCGUCAAGGGCAAGUUUUACAUUGAUCCUGAUGUUAAACCAAAAUUCUUUAAACCGCGUAGUGUAGCUUAUGCGAUUACAGAUAAAGUUGAGUCGGAGAUUGAUCGUUUGCUUUCCGAGAAUGUACUGACUCCGGUCAAAUUUGCUGACUGGGCGGCACCCAUUGUUCCUGUUAUGAAAGCGGAUAAGAAAACUGUCCGAAUCUGUGGUGACUUUAAACUUACGGUGAACAAAGCUGCGAGGGUAGAGAAAUACCCAAUGCCAAAGGUCGAAGACCUGUACGCUAAGUUGGCUGGGGGCAAAAAGUUUACUAAGCUUGAUCUUAAGAAUGCGUACCUACAGAUUGAGUUAGAGGAAGAGUCGAAAAAGUACACUACAAUAAAUACCUCAAAGGGAUUGUUUCAAUACAACCGCCUACCGUUUGGGAUUAGUUCCGCUGCCGCCAUUUUUCAAAGGAUCAUAGAUUCCAUUCUCAGUGGUCUCCCCUACGUCGUUGCGAGGAUGGACGAUGUGCUAAUUUCAGGUGCAUCUGAUGAGGAGCAUCUGGAAAUUCUGGAUGAGGUGCUGCGCCGACUCCAUGAAGCAGGGAUUAAGCUUAACAUGGAGAAAUGCAAAUUUCUGGCGGAUAGCGUCAUUUACCUUGGGUACAAGAUUGAUGCCGAGGGUAUCCACCCGGUCGAGGAGAAGGUUCGUGCAAUAGCUCAAGCUCCAACACCGAUGGACGUUAAGGAGUUACGGUCUUACUUAGGUUGUUUGAACUAUUAUGCAAAGUUCUUACCGAACUUAUCGAUGGUUUUGGCUCCGCUGCAUGAACUGCUUGUGAAAAAUGUGCCUUUUCACUGGGGUUCUGAGCAGGAGUCAGCAUUUAGGCAAUCUAAGGACUUACUACAGUCUUCACAGGUCCUGGUCCACUACGAUCCGACCAAAGACAUUGUACUGUCAUGUGAUGCCUCGCCAAAAGGUAUCGGAGCUGUGAUUUCUCACCGUUUUGAAAAUGGUGACGAGCGUCCCAUUUGUUUUGCUUCAAAGACACUCAUGUCUGCUGAGCGUAACUAUUCUCAGUUGGAGAAAGAAGCGUUAUCGAUUGUGUGGGGGGUGAAAAAGUUUCAUUCCUAUUUAUACGGACAUGAGUUUGUUAUUUACAAUGACCAUAAGCCGCUAGAAUCUUUACUUAGUGAGAACAAGCCUGUUCCACCUUUGGCUUCUGCGAGAAUUCAACGUUGGGCUCUAACUCUUGGUGCGUAUCAGUAUGUUUUAAAGUACAAACCGGGUUCACAAAUGUGUGCUGCUGAUGCCAUGAGUAGAUUGCCGUUGUCUGAUUCUGCUAUCGAAGUGACGUUGCCUGCUGAAACUAUUUGUCUUCUGGAGUUUAUGGACACUUCACCGAUUGACGUUGAGCUGAUCAAGUAUCUCACAGGUCGCGAUCCAGUGUUGUCUCGGGUGCGUCGAUUUGUUAGUGCUGGUUGGCCGGAAAAAGUGGAGGAGGAACUUCGUCCAUACUUCACUAGGAAAUUGGAACUGUCAGUGGAGGGCGGCUGUAUUCUUUGGGGAGCACGUGUUAUAGUCCCGAAAGCCGCCAGAAAUCGAGUACUUGGAGUGAUUCAUGAAGCACAUCCGGGUAUCGUGCGCAUGAAAACCUUUGCUCGCCAUUAUGUUUGGUGGCCAUGCUUGGAUAAAGACUUGGAAGACAAAGUGAAACAUUGUGAAGCAUGUCAGGUUAGGCGACAUGCACCUGCUAAGGCAUUACUUCAUCCAUGGGAAUAUCCUUCCAGGCCAUGGUCCCGUCUGCAUAUUGACUAUGCAGGGCCAUAUAAGGGAAAGAUUCUCUUGAUAAUCGUUGAUGCGUAUACUAAGUGGAUUGAGGUACAUGUCAUGAACUCAAGUACUGCUGAACUGACUGUGGAGAAACUGCGUACAACAUUUGCUAUGUUUGGUAUUCCAGAUACCAUUGUCAGUGAUAACGGGACUAACUUUGUUAGUGAAGUGUUUCAGACUUUCAUGAGUAGGAAUGGGGUGAAACAUAUCAAAGUUGCGCCUAAACAUCCAGCGUCAAACGGGUUAGCGGAAAGAGCCGUUCAAUCUGUCAAGGAAGGUAUCGAUAAGUUAGUGUCAGGCUCCAUUGAGACAAAAAUGGCACGAUUCUUGUUUAAAUACCGCAGUACUCCGCAUGCUACUACUGGUAGAACACCAGCGGAGAUGAUGUUCAACCGUCAAAUUAAAACUCAUCUGGAUUUACUACAUCCGGAUGUACGUGAUACUGUUGGAGAGAAACAGGGUAAACAGAAACUGUACCAUGACACUCAUGCCAAGGAGCGCAAUUUCGAAGUGGGUGAUAAGGUCUAUGUAACCAACUUCAGUAGUGGUCCUUGUUGGCUAAAGGGGGUAAUCACUGAAAGGACUGGACCACUAUCCUUUGUUGUGGAACUAGUAGAUGGUCGCAUGGUUCGCAGACAUGUUGAUCACAUCCGCAAGCGUUAUGUGCAGGAGCAAGUUGACAUUGGUCCUGAACUUCCUACUGUAGGCCUAUCAGCCACUGGGGCUGAAUGUGACGCUAAUAUUGUUCCACAGCCAAGUGUGCCUGUAGUUUCUGAGGUUCCUAAUGUUACUUCUAGUUCACUUAACACUCCGGUGCAAGACAGUGCUCCACCCGUUGCGGAGGACAAAAGUUCAGGUGGAAAUGUUGAAAGUGCUAAGGGUGUUACACCGCUAUCACCAGUGGUGACACAACCACCGGAACCAAUCCGUCGUUCCCAACGUGUUCGCAAAGCACCAGAGCGUUUAGAUUUGUAA